AUGCCGUUGGUAAAGCAGACUGCACACAAACGCAGAGAGAUAGCACAGUCUACUCAGGGAGCCUGUGAACUCAACUCUCAGGUGGCUAAUGAUGUUGAAGCCGUCCAGCUCAGUCAGAAAGAAGAGGCAACUUACCAUGCCGUGAAGACAACAGGAUUACUCAACAUAGACAUAUCCGGUUUCGGCCAAAAAACCGUCUACUGCGACAACGGAUGGCUUGUUGUCUUGAGAAGAACAGAUAAUCAGGUGGAUUUCCAUCGAACUUGGAACGAAUACAGAGAUGGUUUUGGAGACCCUCGUGACCAAUUCUGGCUCGGAAACGAGGCUCUCUAUGGGCUGACCAAUCAAGGCAAUUAUUCCAUGCAGAUUGAUAUGAAAUCCUGCGAUGGAAACUAUUACUACGUCAAGUGGAACUUGUUUCGGAUUGGUGCCGAGGCAGACAGAUAUGCGAUCAAUGCUAUAACGGUGGAGUCUUACAACACUUCGACCAAUUCAUAUUUGGUGGAGAAUCUGGGCUGGCAGUUUGGCACCUACGACAAUGAUAUUGGGAAUACGUGUUCUGCUUUACACGGUGGUGGAUGGUGGUAUAAUGACUGUGUCCGCUGGCACCUGACUGGGACAUACCCCGUGAAUUGUGACACAGGCGCCGCGGGCAUGAAGUUUGCCAGCAUCAGUGGUAACAACUGUAACACGGCGUGUAUGCUGAAGGCUGCUACCAUGAAGAUAAGACGGAACAGUUAA
This is a messenger RNA of Lingula anatina, 741 nucleotides long. RefSeq names its product fibrinogen-like protein A. Lineage: Eukaryota; Metazoa; Brachiopoda; Lingulata; Lingulida; Lingulidae. The record is from RefSeq and is a predicted model, not a curated record.